Molecule: messenger RNA, 1130 nt
Organism: Closterium sp. NIES-67
Lineage: Eukaryota; Viridiplantae; Streptophyta; Zygnematophyceae; Desmidiales; Closteriaceae
Source: the annotation of a GenBank genome assembly
CCUUCCGAACACAACUGGUCAAUUUUUGCUCACGAAACCUCAAUUCUCGCUCUCCUGAGCUCGGCGUAAGAGAGGCGCUUCGCGGCAUUUCAUAAACAGACCGACGCUCUUAACGCCAUGGCGUCUCUCUUGCCCGCCGCGCCUCUCCUCGGGUCAGCCACCAGUCAAUGCCGCUUCGCCACGCAGCACGCGCUGCCACGUCAGCCAGCAAAUCGGAAUGCCGCUGGCCGAACCGCUAUUCAGAGAGGAUCACUGGCGAUAAGGUCGUCCGUCGAUAAUUCCGUCCCCGAUUUCGAGGCCGGUAGAGCGGAAACGGGAGCAGCGGCGGCGGAUGUGAGUCGUCGGUCAGUUCUCCUUGCUCCAGCCGCUGCCGCCGCCGCUGUGGCGCUGAGCCUUGGGAUUGCCGCGACAGCCGCUCCUGAAAGCGCGCAAGCCUUUGGUUUGGCCGGCCCCAAGGAGUGGUUGAAAGCGCAGAAGCGCAAGUCUAUGCAGUUUCUGCUCAACCCUCUCAGCGUCUCUUCUGCGCGCCUUGCAGCUGCCAAGGCCGAGUUCGUGUCCUCAACAGCCCAGUCUGACCUGGCGUCAGUCCAGGCAGGAGUGAGGGAAGCCUCCCUCGACUGCCUCGCCCCAGGCUUUACUCCUGGCGUAGAGCUGUGCACGUUCAAGCUCAUCUUGAAGAACGCUGCAUCCCUGCUGGAUAAGAACGACCCUGCAUUCGUGCUAGGGGAGGAGGUUCUGCUGGAUCUCAUCUGGGCGUUCAGAGAGCUGCACCAGUUGCUGGAAGAGGCUCAGGGCUCCGACCCCCCUCCCCGGGAGUACAUCCUGGAUUCCUUCAGCAAUGUGGAAACUGGUUUGGAUUCCUUUGAGACAACCAUCCAAGCCAUCUUUGACACCCCUGUUUGAUUUGAGCUCUUGGUCUUGGCCCGUCCAGCUUGCUGGACUGCAAUUUUGGCAUGGCAUGCGGAGGCUCCUGUCAGCCUCUGUUUUGGCUCAGCUGUCGCUUUUUCUUACACGUUUCAGCCCAAGUUGUGCCUUCCUGCGCCUGCCUAGGUGAUUGGUAUUCACUGUGACUGCAAGGUGGAGAACCUCCUUGGAUCAGUUGUGGCUAGUGUUAUCAUGCCGUUGUUGAA